Molecule: messenger RNA, 1131 nt
Organism: Aspergillus tanneri
Lineage: Eukaryota; Fungi; Ascomycota; Eurotiomycetes; Eurotiales; Aspergillaceae
Exons: 3
Coding region: 1-1131 (376 amino acids)
Molecular function (GO): oxidoreductase activity
Source: RefSeq, a predicted model, not a curated record
AUGGCAGCCAUCUCGGCCCCUCCCCCAAAGAGUCUGCUGGGCAGACACCGACUGCUGGCACCCUCGGCAUCGGUCCGGGUCAGUCCCAUUUCCCUGGGGGGCAUGAGCCUGGGAAAUGCCUGGGCGGGCAUGAUGGGCGACUGCAGCAAGGAAACGGCCUUCGAGCUGCUCGACACUUACUACGAGCUGGGCGGCAACUUUAUCGACCUGGCCAAUGCCUACCAUGGAGGUCAGAGUGAGGUGUGGACGGGCGAGUGGCUAGCGAAGACCGGCCGCCGUUCGGAGAUGGUCAUCGCGACCAAAUAUACGCUGUCACCCAUGACCGGGCAACAGGUACAGGAGAGCAACUAUGGGGGCAACAGCACCAAGAGCAUGCAUGUUUCCAUCCAGAAUAGCCUGCGGAACCUGCAGACCGACUACAUCGACCUGUAUUAUGUGCAUGCCUGGGACUUCUCCACCGGAAUUCCCGAGCUCAUGCAGUCUCUCAACCACCUGGUGGCCCAGGGCAAGGUCCUCUAUCUCGGCAUCAGUGACGCUCCCGCCUGGGUUGUGACUAAGGCCAAUGCCUAUGCCCGCGCCCAUGGGUUGCGUCCCUUCUCUGUCUAUCAGGGGAGGUACUCGGCGCAGGCGCGGGAUCUUGAGCGGGAUGUCAUGCCCAUGUGUCGUGAUGAGGGCAUGGCCAUCCAUGCCUUCGGGGUUUUGGGCAGCGGCUAUUUCAAGUCCCCCACCGCCCCGGCAAAGGAAGGUGGGCGCAACACUCCCCAUAUGACACUGGGCCGCGAGGAGAAGGUCUCCGCCGUGCUGGACAAGGUCGCCCAGCGUCACAACGUGCCUCUGACAUCCGUGGCGCUUGCAUACGCACUGCAGAAGACUCCCUACUUCUUCCCGAUCGUAGGUGGGCGCAAAGUCGAGCAUCUGAAGGCGAAUGUCGAGGCUUUGAGCCUAGAACUGAGCCCCGAGGACGUGGCAGAGAUCGAGACUGGUUAUGACUUCGAUCUGGGGUUCCCACACAACUUCCUGUGUCCAUUUGGAUAUGCUCCUCGGGGACCACAAGAUGUUGCUUUCCUCGGAGGAAUGGGCCACUUUGAUUAUGUGGCUCCGACGUUGCCCAUUCGGCCUCACAAAGGAUAG